This is a messenger RNA of Fusarium vanettenii 77-13-4, 2578 nucleotides long. RefSeq lists its product as uncharacterized. Bases 98 to 2296 code for a protein of 732 amino acids. The transcript is spliced from 6 exons. The record is from RefSeq and is a predicted model, not a curated record. Gene Ontology annotation, cellular component: cytosol; nucleus. Lineage: Eukaryota; Fungi; Ascomycota; Sordariomycetes; Hypocreales; Nectriaceae. Gene Ontology annotation, biological process: protein folding. Gene Ontology annotation, molecular function: ATP binding; ATP-dependent protein folding chaperone.
GCGCGCAUCGCUCACCCCCUUCUCUCCUCUUAUUUCUUUCCCUUACCUUUAAUACCCUCAGUUUGUGUGCGUGGGCAGAUUCCCACCAGUCGAAAUCAUGAGUGUCGUUGGUGUCGAUUUCGGAACCCUCAAGACCGUCAUUGCCGUCGCCCGCAACCGCGGCGUCGAUGUGGUCACCAAUGAAGUCUCAAACCGAGCUACUCCUUCCUUGGUAGGCUUCGGCCCCAAGUCUCGCUACCUCGGUGAGGCGGCCAAGACCCAGGAGAUCUCCAACCUCAAGAACACCGUCGGCUCCCUCAAGCGCCUCGCCGGCCGAUCUUUCAACGACCCCGACGUUCAGAUUGAGCAAAAAUACAUCACCGCUGCCCUUGCCGAUGUCAAUGGCCAGGUCGGCGCCGAGGUCAGCUACCUUGGCAACAAGGAGAAGUUCACGGCCACCCAGCUCGUCGCCAUGUACCUGAGCAAGAUCAAGUCUACCGCCGCUGCCGAGCUCAAGCUGCCCGUGUCCGACAUUUGCAUGAGCGUGCCUCCGUGGUUCACUGACAUCCAGCGCCGCGCACUCAUCGAUGCUGCCGACAUCGCCGGCCUCAAGCUCCUCCGCCUCAUCAACGACGGCACUGCCGCCGCCCUGGGUUGGGGUAUCACCAAGCUCGACCUCCCCGGCCCCGAGGAGCGCCCCCGCCGUGUUGCCUUUAUCGACAUCGGCCACAGCAGCUACACCGUCUCCAUCGUCGAGUUCAAGAAGGGUGAGCUCGCCGUCAAGGCUACCACCUGGGACAAGGACUUUGGCGGCCGAGAUUUCGACCGCGCCCUGGUCGAGCACCUCGCCAAGGAGUUCAAGGGCAAGUACAAGGUCGACAUCAUGACCCACGGCCGUGCCCUCGCCCGCACAAUCGCCGCCGCCGAGAAGACCAAGAAGAUCCUGUCUGCCAACCAGCAAGCUCCCGUCAACAUCGAGUCGCUCAUGAACGACAUUGAUGCCUCCGCCAUGAUCACCCGCCAGGAGUUCGAGGCCAUGAUCGAGCCUCUCCUCGUCCGCACCCAGGCUCCCCUCGAGCAGGCCCUCGCCCAGGCCAAGCUCACCAAGGAGGACAUCGACAUCAUCGAGGUUGUCGGUGGCGGUUCUCGAGUCCCUGCCCUGAAGGACAGAAUCCAGGCCUUCUUCGGCAAGCCCCUCUCCUUCACCCUCAACGCCGACGAGGCUCUUGCCCGUGGCUCCGCCUUCAGCUGCGCCAUUCUCUCCCCCGUCUUCCGUGUCCGCGACUUCGCCGUUCAGGACAUCAUCAGCUACCCCAUCGAGUUCGCCUGGGAGAAGGCUCCCGAUAUCCCCGACGAGGACACCAGCCUGACUGUCUUUAACAAGGGCAACGUCAUGCCUUCCACCAAGAUCCUCACCUUCUACCGAAAGCAGCCCUUCGACCUCGAGGCUCGCUAUGCUCAACCCGAGGACCUUCCCGGCAAGACCAACCCCUGGAUCGGCCGCUUCUCUGUCAAGAAUGUCAAGGCCGACGGCAAGGACGACUUCAUGAUCUGCAAGCUUAAGGCGCGUGUCAACAUCCACGGUGUUCUGAACGUUGAGAGCGGCUACUAUGUUGAGGACCAGGAGGUUGAGGAGGAGGUCAACGAGGAGGGUGAUAAGAAGGAUCCCGAUGUGAGUUUUCUCGAGUCCAUGUCACAUCCCAACAUUCCCGCCCCGGGCCAGAGCCCGGAAUCUCCUUCAUCAUCCGCGUCAGCCAUGGAGACCGACAAGGAUGCCCCCAAGAAGACCCGCAAGGUCAAGAAGCAGAUCCGCAAGGGUGAUCUGCCCAUCUCGACUGGCACUGCUUCGCUCGACGAGGCUGCCAAGACUGCCCUGCUCGAGAAGGAGGCCGCCAUGGUGAUGGAGGACAAGCUUGUUGCCGACACCGAGGAGAAGAAGAACGAGCUCGAGGCCUACAUCUACGACCUCCGUGCCAAGCUCGACGACCAGUACGCCGACUUCUCCAGCGAGGAGGAGAAGCAGACUAUCAAGGCCAAGCUCGAGGCCACUGAGGACUGGCUCUACGAUGAGGGUGAUGAUACCACUAAGGGUGUCUACAUCGCCAAGAUCGACGAGAUCCGUGCCAUGGCUGGACCCAUCGUCCAGCGCCACUUUGAGAAAGUCGAGGCGGAGCGACAAGCCGCUCUCGAGCGAGCCGAGGCCGAACGGGCUGCGAAGAAGGCUGAGGAGGAUGCUCGCAAGGCUGAGGCUGAGAAGGACCAAGAGAUGAAGGACGCUGAUGCUCCGCAACAGGGUGGCGAGGCUGACCCCCAGUAAGUUGUGAGAGGAAGAAGAUCAUGACACAGCUGUACGGUAUACCUCGGCUGUGGUCACGCACAUGAUAUGAGAUGAAUGAUGCCCGAAAAAUAUGUCAAAAGAGGCCACGAAGAAAGAAUUGGAGGAAGAAAUAGAGCAUGUUAACGGUUGCAACGGCUUUUUAUUGGGAGAGGGAAGAGGGAGGGAUCAUCAUGACGGAUAUGUUACCCGCUGUUAGACCACUUUUGCCUUUUGUAGCUAGGAUCCAUACACUCAGGCUUGGUUCAAGUCUUGGAGCCUUUG